ACAGUCUGGAGCUGGACUUACCCUACACAAAAUUGAACCAACCCGUCAUUCAGCCUGUAACUUUAGUGACUGAGCUCUUUCGGUGACAUAAAAUUUCGUGCAGAAUUUGUUAAGUGUGUUAUUGAUACAUCUCAUCGCGGGACACAUCCGGUCCAAGGCCGCUUGUAAUCAGGCCCAUGAUUUUUUUUUGUUAAUUUGUUACCAGUUAUGUCCACUGCAUGCUUAUUUAUUUUCGUUGCUACGAAAGAUGUGAGAGAAGAAAUCGUGAUUCUUAUCUCGUCUGCAGCUUUACGUGCAGUUGCCACAAGUUACUGACUUCAAAACCUUGCCGAUAUUGGGCAUGCCGAACUCUCAACAAGUCACCCUUGAUCUCACAUCAACCAGCUACAGAGACAAUUGUGAUCGACUGCGGUACCUGGAGGAGAAGCAGCGAGAACUUUGUGCCCUGAGCCAGAACAUUCUGACGAGUUUAGGUAUCGGAGCAAAGAUGGCCAUUGACGAGUGUCAGUACCAGUUCCGUAUGAGUCGCUGGAACUGCAGCACAUUUGGCAAUACGACUACGAUCUUCGGAGGAGUCCUGUCUGUCAACAUCCGUGGCUGUGUUGUAGAGAGUCGAGAAGCUGCUUACGUCCAUGCAGUGUCAGCAGCUGGGAUAGCGUACACAGUGACGCGUGCGUGUUCUCGUGGAGAGCUAAACGAAUGCAGCUGUGACAGCAGAGUGCGCAGUCGCAAACCCAAAGGAAAAUGGCAGUGGGGCGGUUGUUCCGAAGACAUUCAUUUUGGUGAGAAAUUUAGCAGAGACUUUGUAGACUCUCACGAGAAUCGAGACACUGCUGAUGGUCUCAUGAAUUUACAUAAUAAUGAAGCUGGGAGAAGAUCCAUCAGGUCGCGGAUGCAGCGAGUGUGCAAGUGCCACGGGAUGUCCGGAUCUUGCAGCGUAAGAGUGUGUUGGCGGAAACUGCCGCCAUUUCGCCAGGUAGGGGACGCCUUGAGCGCGAGAUACGAGGGCGCCUCUCACGUCAAGAUGGUGGACAAAAAGAGACGGCGUAUCAAGAAGCUGAGGGCGGUGAGUCGAGACUACAAGCAGCCCAACAAGACGGACCUGGUGUUCCUAGAGGAGUCGCCGGACUACUGUGAACGUAACGAAACGAUGGGGGUUCUCGGGACGCGGGGCCGGCUGUGUAAUCGCACGAGUAUGGGGCCAGACGGCUGCCGCCUGCUGUGUUGCGGGCGAGGCUACCAGACAAGGGUGCGCGACGUGGAAGAGAAGUGCCAUUGUAGGUUCGUGUGGUGCUGUGACGUCAAGUGCGACACGUGCCGCUACAAGAAGGAGGAACACAUCUGCAACUAAAAGAAGAUCGAAUGUCUGUCUGCACAAUCCGCCUCGGAGCACCUACAAAGUGACUAAGGAGGAGUGGGUGUCUAUACAAUUGGUUGCAGAAUUCGAGUCAUUUAUCCAGCUCCAGGGACCCUAAAAGACGACCGGAAGAAUGAUAGGACGUUAUGCAAAUGUUGGUUCAAACAUCCUGCCUCGGACGGCCCAACAAGGCAUUCAGAAUCGAAAGAGAAAGAAGAAUCCAAUCAUGGAUUAUUCUACAAGUAAAACUUUAGCUCAGGCAAUAACCAGAGCAACUUACAUUAGAACAAAUAAAAAAUGAAUACGUUCUUGCAGGGCGCAGGCAGGCCUAGUUUUGUAACGUUAGGAUCGUCAUUGACGAAUGUCUUUACACAUUCAGUCAUUUGAUUGCAUGCUUCUCCGUUAAAUAGCUGUAGAAUGCCGCGAUACUUUUAAACUGGCCAGCUGUCGUGUCGAAGUAUCUACAAGCGGCCGGCACUACAUUAUCAGAACAAAAGAGAACAGCAGACGAACCGAGUUCAGUAUUUAAUUCCUUGCAUUACUGUGGCAUUUUUACAGGAUAUUUGGAGGGGAUAUGGGAAUUUAGAAAAGGCUUGGUUCAGUGACUAAAAGUAAGAAGUAAAAGAUGUCCCACUGUACGCCAUGUAGGCGCUUGAGGGUGAGGUAUUACAGCUCCUACUCAUUCUUGAC
Molecule: messenger RNA, 2047 nt
Organism: Zootermopsis nevadensis
Lineage: Eukaryota; Metazoa; Arthropoda; Insecta; Blattodea; Termopsidae
Product: protein Wnt-4
Biological process (GO): cell fate commitment; neuron differentiation; multicellular organism development
Cellular component (GO): extracellular region
Molecular function (GO): frizzled binding; cytokine activity
Source: RefSeq, a predicted model, not a curated record